Cuscuta epithymum is the source of this 2564-nucleotide messenger RNA. The record is from the annotation of a GenBank genome assembly. Lineage: Eukaryota; Viridiplantae; Streptophyta; Magnoliopsida; Solanales; Convolvulaceae.
UUCCCCGUUUCUAAUUACGAGUCCAAUAUUAUUACAUCUCUCAGUUUUCCAUGGUACUCCCCGGCCUGAUCAUAUUCAACCUCUCAAAUUGCAGGUAAAUGGAAUGAAUUUUUGCGUUGAGGUAUCUGCAUCACUGUUAUGAACCUGCAAAAGUGUGUGAGGAUUUUGAGCAGACGAUGACGAAGAAACGGUGGAAGGCGUCCACAAAGCAAUUUGCAAGUCAUAUUGACCCACAUAAUGAAGAAGAAAUCAAAUGGAUCAAAAUAGAACUUGAGAAUAAUGUGAAAAGGAUCAUAAAGCUGAUCAAGAGCAACGUAAACCAAGGGAGUCGUGAUUCGAAUCAAAAGAGGAAAGCUGAACUGAUCCAAUUGGUGGAAGAUUUCCACAAACAAUACCAAUCCCUUUACUCCCUCUAUGACAAUCUAAAGGGAGAGGUGAGGAAAAAAUGUCGCGCAAAUAACGAUAGUGCUUCUUCUUCCUCCUCUUCCUCGGGUUCCAGUUUAGACUCAGAGUCAUACUUCUCUCCCGAGGAGUCUGCUGGAGUAGGAGGAAGAAGUGGUGGUUCAUCCGGUAGUGACUCUUCCUCCCGGAGGAGGAGGGCCAGUAGAAGCCAAGAAGAAGAGCUGGACCUUAACACUGUCGAAGCUGAAACUCCUCCUGGUUCUGAUGAUGUCAUUCUAAAGGAUACAUUGACGUCCACGACCGAAGUGAACGUGGACGAUUCUGAUUCAGCUUAUAACGAUGAUCGAGUCCCCCGACCUGAAGAACUCAUCAUCAAAGACUUGGGGAUUCAAUAUGAAGAAAGUGAGAGCAAGUUCAUCAAGGAAUGCUCCAUCUUAAAGGAAAAAUUGGUAGAAAAAGAAGAACAUCUUUUGUGCAUUACCAAGAAUUACGAGGAACGAAUUGCUGGUUUGGUCCUAGAGCUUCAAAAUUCCAACUCUCUAACUAUAGAGCUUGAAGAAAAUAUUAAGACCAAAUCUGAUGAGGUAAGCCGGCUAUCAGAAGAGAGUAAAACAACAUUUGAUCAUAUUAAGUGUUUAGAGGUUGAAAUUGAAAGUUUGAGUCUGCAGAAGGCUGCACUUGAAGAGAAACUACAAUCCAGAUCCGUUGAAAUGGAAAGAAAACUUAAAGAAAAGGAAGACGAGCUUUCUAAUCUUCUUCGGAAACACGAGGACCUGCAACAACAAUCAAAUCUAAGUUCUAUAGAAAGAUCUGAUCAAGUAGAGGCCUUAACAAAAAAGAUCAACUCUCUACAACAAGAAGUUGGGUAUCUGAGUAAUAAAAAAGCAGAACUGGAAAGAUCACUUGACAUGAAAUCAAAAGAAGUAUCGGAAUGCCAUUUGAAGUUAGAAUCAAUGGAACAGAAAAUAUCACUAGAAGAGAAUAGCCAGAAGCCUAGUUUGAGAGAAGGCAGUUUAUCAAGUACAGAAAAGGAAAAACUGGAGAGAAAACUUGUCGAGCAAGAAAACACUAUUAAAAAACUGAAGAAACAAGUGAAUGAGAUGCAGGAUAAAUAUGAAGAAGCAAACAUGAACUUCCAGAAUGCAGAGAGGAAGAUAGACGAGAUGCUUGAGGAGUUGCGGAAGAAGUACGAAGACAGCCUUAGAAUCUUAAGCAGAAGGAUCCGAGUUGCUGAACAGCUCCACGCGGAGAACAAAGAAUGGUACCUCAAAACAAGAGAAACCUACGAGAAGGAAAACAACGUAGGUAUCAAGAAAAUCCAAGAAAUGUCAAUAGCUGCAAAUGAUGCACUUGCUUCACUCGACACAGUUUCUCUAGAUUUCGAGAAGUGCACGUCGAACUUCAUUAACCGGAUCUCGAGCGCUUCGUGUGAGCUCAACUUUGCAAGGGAUUGGGUUUCGAGAAAGCACAAAGCGAUGGCCCAGAUAAAAGUUGACAUGAACUGCUUGAUUUCUCAGUUGGAUGAGAAGGAGGCUGAGAUAUUGGUUUAUAGAGAGAAAGUAUGGAAGUGUGAGAAUAAAGUGAGGGAUUUGGAGAAGAUUAUCAAAGAAAGUGAAGAUUCAAUGUGUGAUCUCAAAGAGGAGAAGAGGGAAGCGAUCAGACAGUUGUGUGUGUGGAUUGAUUAUCACCGGAGCCGGUGUGAUUAUUAUAGGAAAAUGCUUACUGAAGUUGGCUUUGUUAAGGCUCCAUAGAUUGAUAAAUUGAUCUUCAUUGCCCAUUCAUUUUUUGACUUGAUGAAGAAUCAUCCAAUGCAUAAACAGAUGCAGUUGGAGUGUUGAAUUUAUUUGUUAGAACAAGUUCUGUUCCACUCAAUUUUGUUGCUCUGGGGUCUACAUGUUACUCUUGGUCUAUGGUGUGAUUUCAUAGGAAAAACUGCACUUUGAUUCAUUGUUCCCUAUUAGGUAAUAGGGAGUUUGGAAUGGUAUUUCUCUUUCCAUUUUUGUACCUGUCCCUAAAUCAAGUAGGAAGCAAUAUAUUACUACGUACUAUGUAUAAAUGCAGUUCUAGAUAUAAUUCAACAAAUUAAGAGCAUGUUUCUUAUUGCUGGAAUUGACUGAAUCUAUUGAAAUUGAUGGAAUUUUGACUGAUUUGAUUGAAUUAAC